CGGGGCCGCCACAUAAUCCUCCAUCUUCAUCAUCCUCAUCUUCUUCUUCUGCAACAUCUUCUUCUUCAACCCACCAAACCCCUCAGGCUUCCGUGAAAUGGGCCGAGCUCUAGCGCCUCUCCCGGCCAACCUCACCUUCCUCUCUCUCCUCCUCCUCUUCCUCCCUCUCGCCGCCCGGCUGCGGCCCCUCGAAGCGCUAGAUUUCCAGCUCGGCCCCUUUGAUCCCUCCUCCGACUACAAAACCUUGGAGGUCGUCUAUCCGGCCACCAUCGCCAACAAGGCCCUCCAGGUCACCCCCGACUCCGCAGGCAACUUCACCCUCCAGAACCAGUCCGGCAGGAUCCUCUACAGGCAGGGCUUCAAGCUCUGGGACGGACCCUCCACGGCCCCCACCAAGCUCGCCUCCUUCAACACCUCCUUCGUCAUCAACAUCUUCCGGGUCAACGGCAACAGCACCCCCGGCGAGGGCCUGGCCUUCAUCGUCGCGCCGGACCUGAACCUCCCGGCGGGGAGCUCCGGCGGCUACCUCGGGCUCACCAACGCCACCACCGACGGUCACGACAGCAACCGCCUCCUGGCCGUCGAGUUCGACACCUUCAAGCAGGACUAUGACCCGGACGCGAACCACAUCGGCCUCGACAUCAACUCGGUCCGGUCCAGCCAGAACGUCUCGCUGGCGGGCCUGGGCUUCCAGCUCGCUCCUAACGUUACCAAAUUCUUCCACGUCUGGAUCGACUACGAUGGCGGCGGUAAGGUCCUGAAGGUCUACAUGAUCGACGAGGACGAAUCCACCCCGACGAAGCCCAAGCCGGCUUCUCCAAUUAUGAAGGCUAGCCUCGACACGAGCAAGGUGGUGAGCCAGAACUCCUACUUCGGCUUCGCCGCGUCGACCGGGGGGAACGUGGAGCUCAACUGCGUGCUGAGUUGGAACCUGACGGUGGAGGACCUGCCGAAGGACGGGGACCUUCCGGCGGGGCUGGUGAUCGGGCUGGCCGUCGGGAUCCCGGCGGCGGCGGCAGUUCUGGUCGGGGCGGCCGUCUUGGGCUUCCGCGUGAGGCGGCGGAGGGCGGCGGCGAACGACCCGAACAUACUUGGGACGCUGAAGAGCUUGCCGGGGACGCCGAAGGAGUUCGAGUUCCGGGAUCUGAAAAGGGCGACGGGGAACUUCGACGAGAGGAACAAGCUGGGGCAGGGAGGGUUCGGGGUGGUGUACAAGGGGGUGUUGGCGACGGAGAACCGGCAGGUGGCGGUGAAGAAGUUCUCGAGGGGCGACCUGAAGAGCAAGGACGACUUCUUGGCGGAGCUCACCAUCAUCAACCGCCUGCGCCACCGGCAUCUCGUCCCCUUGCUCGGAUGGUGCCACAAGAAGGGGAUGCUGCUCUUGGUCUAUGACUUCAUGCCGAACGGGAGCCUCGACAGCCACAUCUUCUGCGGCCCGGAGAGGCAGACCCUUGGGUGGAGCCACCGCUACAAGAUCGUCUCCGGCGUCGCCUCAGCCCUCCACUACCUCCACGACGAGUACGACCAGAAGGUCGUCCACCGCGACCUCAAGGCCAGCAACGUCAUGCUCGACUCCAACUUCAACGCCCGCCUCGGCGACUUCGGCCUCGCCCGCGCCAUCGACAACGAGAAGACCUCCUACGCCGAGCUCGAGGAGGGCGUCCCUGGGACGGUCGGCUACAUCGCCCCCGAGUGCCUCCACACAGGCAAGGCCACCCGGGAGUCCGACGUCUUCGGCUUCGGCGCGGUCAUCCUCGAGGUGGUGUGCGGCCAGCGCCCGUGGAACAGGGCCGGGUUCGGCGGGUUCCAGUUCUUGGUGGACUGGGUGUGGUCGCUCCACCGCGAGGGGCGGAUCCUGGAGGCAGUGGACGAGCGUCUGGGUGGGGACUACGCGGAGGAAGAGGCCCGGCGGUUGCUGCUCCUCGGGCUGGCUUGCUCCCACCCGACCGCGGCAGAGAGGCCCAAGACGCCGGCGAUCGUGCAAAUUCUCUCGGGGUCGGUGGACGCGCCGCGCGUCCCGCCGUUCAAGCCCGCGUUCGUUUGGCCCUCGGCGAGCCCGCUGAUGGAAAUCGGGGAUACCACGGACGUGACGCCGAUGACGUCGUCGCAGUUCGGGUCGGGCUGGACGCCGAGAUACGCGAGUAAAGAAAGUGACGCAGGGUACAAUAACAGCUCUCCUGUGUAGAAGUAGAACUGCAACAGUUCUGCGGGA
Molecule: messenger RNA, 2212 nt
Organism: Rhodamnia argentea
Lineage: Eukaryota; Viridiplantae; Streptophyta; Magnoliopsida; Myrtales; Myrtaceae
Product: probable L-type lectin-domain containing receptor kinase S.5
Exons: 2
Coding region: 98-2185 (695 amino acids)
Biological process (GO): protein phosphorylation
Cellular component (GO): plasma membrane
Molecular function (GO): carbohydrate binding; protein kinase activity; ATP binding
Source: RefSeq, a predicted model, not a curated record